GAGCAGGGGCGGGGCACGGAUUUCCGGGGCCGGCUUCACCUCCUUCAGAGGUGGUCGGGCGCAGCCGGGGUCGCGGUUGCAUGGCCCGCGAGUCCGGGUCGCGGGCUCGGGGAGGUAGGGCACCGUUCUAACCAGCUGCCCCCUUCUCCUGGGCAAGCGCGGGCGCUCCCCGAGCUGGCCGGAGUGAGGGCGCGCCUCGAACUCCCGAGCCGGGCCAGGUGGGUUGCGGACCGCCCCACCCGAGACGGACCUCUGCGGAGUCAGCUCCACCCCAGUCCUUUUGCGCUCGAUCGUCCGCGCGGAGGUUGGGGCGGACCUGCGGGGAUCGCAGCCCGGCGUGAGGAGGAGGAGGAAGAAGGGGAUGAUCAGACUCUGAGUGAUCCCGCUUCAGCCUGUACACGUGAGGGCAGCCCCUGGGUGGGGUGAAGCUUCCUGGUCUCCACUCCUGUCCCCCACCCCGUCGAGGGCCGCAGGCCGCAGGAUGAACUGCCGCUCGGAGGUGCUGGAGGUGUCGGUGGAGGGGCGGCAGGUGGAGGAGGCCAUGCUGGCCGUGCUGCACACGGUGCUCCUGCACCGCAGCACGGGCAAGUUCCACUACAAGAAGGAGGGCACCUACUCCAUUGGCACGGUGGGCACCCAGGAUGUCGACUGUGACUUCAUCGACUUCACCUACGUGCGAGUCUCUUCGGAGGAGCUGGACCGUGCCCUGCGCAAGGUUGUCGGGGAGUUCAAGGAUGCAUUGCGCAAUUCAGGUGGCGAUGGGCUGGGGCAGAUGUCCUUGGAGUUCUACCAGAAGAAGAAGUCUCGCUGGCCUUUCUCAGACGAGUGCAUCCCCUGGGAAGUGUGGACGGUCAAGGUGCAUGUGGUCGCCCUGGCCACAGAGCAGGAGCGGCAGAUCUGCCGGGAGAAGGUGGGGGAGAAGCUCUGCGAGAAGAUCAUCAACAUUGUGGAGGUGAUGAAUCGGCACGAGUACCUGCCCAAGAUGCCCACGCAGUCGGAGGUGGACAACGUGUUCGACACGGGCCUGCGGGACGUGCAGCCCUACCUCUACAAGAUCUCCUUCCAGAUCACCGAUGCCCUGGGCACCUCGGUCACCACCACCGUGCGCAGGCUCAUCAAAGACACCCUGGCCCUCUAGGUCUCGCUGGGGCUUGGGGUGCUCCUGGACGGCGCGUAGACCUUGGUUCCUGGGGAUCGUGCUGUGAGGCCCGUGGACUCUGGAGCCUGACCCAGGUCCUCAAUGAUGCUUGGAAGGGCUGUCCCCUGGCUUCUUGGGUUUGGGGUUGCUAGGCUCUGGUCAGCCUCGUGACCUUCACUGACGGUUAAGUCAGGCCAACACUGUCUCGCCCCCCCUCUGGUGGGUCCCCCUUCCUUCUCCGCUGUACAGAAGCCCCGUCGUUAGGAUGGUGAAUAAAAUUGAGAAUGUGA
Messenger RNA from Phyllostomus hastatus (greater spear-nosed bat), 1428 nucleotides. RefSeq names its product autophagy related 101 (gene ATG101). The record is from RefSeq and is a predicted model, not a curated record. Lineage: Eukaryota; Metazoa; Chordata; Mammalia; Chiroptera; Phyllostomidae. Bases 482 to 1138 code for a protein of 218 amino acids. The transcript is spliced from 4 exons. Gene Ontology annotation, biological process: autophagosome assembly; autophagy. Gene Ontology annotation, cellular component: phagophore assembly site.